Symbiodinium pilosum is the source of this 4667-nucleotide messenger RNA. Lineage: Eukaryota; Dinophyceae; Suessiales; Symbiodiniaceae. The record is from the annotation of a GenBank genome assembly.
GAACUCGUGUGCUGCGAAAGGCUGAAGACAAGUCCGACAAAGAUCGGAUUCUAAUUCUUGGUGGAGGUAUCAUUGGGGUCUCCGUGGCAUACCAUUUAGCUCUGCGGGGACGGCGCGUGACUGUUGUAGAUCAUGCUGGCAUUGCCAGCUGCGCGAGUGGAAAGGCUGGGGGAUUCUUGGCGAGGGAUUGGAAUGAUGGGACGCCCUUGCGUGAUCUGACGAGAAAGAGCUUUGACAUGCAUGCCGAGGUGGCCAAGGAACUGGGACUGAAAUCCUACCGUCGUCUCCGUUGCAAGGCCGUGACUGUGGGAGGGGACUUCUCCAAGCCAGCCUCGCGCAAGUUGGCAUCCCUGGAGUGGGUUGAUGCUGGCGCCCAGGGGGAACGCUUCAUGGGGGACGAAUCGACGAUCGCGCAGGUGCAUCCCAAGGACCUGACAGAAGCCAUGUGGAAAGCCGCGCAGGAGAAAGUUGGAUCAGACUUCAUGCUGGGCACCAUAAACGAAGUCUUGACGGAAGAUGCAGGUGACGAGAAGCGUGUCACUGGAGCAUUGGUGAAUGGAGAAGAAUUAUUGGCAAACACAGUUGUUUGCUGCAUGGGUCCCUGGGCCCAGGUUCUCCGUUUGAUGCAUCCUCAAUUUCAGGUUUAUGGUGUGAAAUAUCACAGCGUUCUGCUGCAGAGUGCGCGAGUCCUCUCAGAGGCGGUGUUCUUCAACGGUAUGGGCAAUCCCGAGGUGUAUCCACGUGGAAACGGGGAGAAUUACAUCACCGGCUUUCCCGACCCGCCAACUGUCGUGUCCGAAACGCCUGGUAAUGUCCAAGUCAGGGAUGAUGUCUGUGAGAGGCUCAUAAAGACGGUGUGUAAGGUUUCGGCGGACAUGCAAUCUGCCAACCUUACUGGGAAGCAGUCAUGUUACCUACCAUUUACGGCUGACAGCCUUCCAGCCAUGGGGCGCUUGCCUUCAGUUGAGGGUGGAUACGUCUGUGUCGGACAUGGAUGCUGGGGGAUUCUCAACAGCCUUGCAAGUGGACUGGGAAUGUCUGAGCUUAUCGUAGAUGGAAAGGCUACAUCAGUAGAUAUUGCACCCUUCGGGCCUGACGCAUUCGCUAAGUCCAAGAUCAUCCGCCGGGGCGAUGGUUCUUGUAAGGAGCAGCAGCAAGAUCUCUUCAGUUUGGUCGCUCAAGAUCCGAAGCACAAGGAGUUUGAGUUCAGUGCCGGGCAUCACAUGCACAAAGUAGAAGCUGAAUCUUGCAGCCAGGAGCUCAUGACGAACAUCACCCAUCGGUACGACUGGCUCUUUGACAAGGCGGCUUUAAUGCCUGACUUGUGGUUUGCGCAAAUCUAUGCUGAGAACUCUGAGCUCACUGACUGCAGUAUCACCUUCGCCGAUGCCUCGCUGGACGACUUCCGAGAUGCGCUCGCAAAGUACCAGAAGCAGAAAGAGGAUAUCCGCAGCAUGGGGCGGACAAAGGAUAUUGGAAUCUUCCGCCUCGAUUGCCAAGAGAUGCAGCGGAUGCUGCUGCCUUCGCCCACAGGCUGCUUCGAUCUCCUUGCUCAGUACAUUCCUGAGCUGGCCAUGACAAGGAGGGCUGAGCUUAGUUCCGAGAUCCAGGCUGCCAACGACAGGCUCAAGGAGUAUCCCAACAAUGUGGACGAGUACGUUGAGUUCAACGUCCACCUGGCCAAGAUUGAUGCAUCCCUCCCAUCACUGGAAAAGAGAUUCUUGGAGGUUCAGGAGAUGGCGGAGAUUAUCCGAGAGUUUGGCAUUCGAAUUGACAGUGAAACGCGCAAGGCCUUCAACGACCUUGCCUCUGCAAAAAACCAGCUCAUGGCGCAGGUGAGUAGUGGCAAGGAGCGGGCCGAGGUUGACGUGGCGCACUUCAGCAAGGCCUUGGAAGUGGAGAUCCCAGAGCUUCGUAAAAGCGUGUCCGAGCAGCAGUCCAGAUUGGAUGCACCAGAUCUGUCGGACACCACCAAGAUGUCCGCCGAAAAUCGCAAGGAAGUCCUCGCUUUCCUGGACGAGCUGCAAGAACAUGUGAACCAAUCCGCGGAAGAAGCGGCAAAGUUCAACCGCUACCAAGAUGUGCUCAAACUUGAGCCAACGGCCUUUGAAGAUGUGGAGGAAUUGAAGGCUUCCUUCCAGAUUCGAAACAAGCUUUGGCGAGGCAUUGACGCCUGGGAGGAGCUAAGCUCUGAAUGGAACAACUGCUCUUUUGGUACGGUUGAUGUGGACUCCAUCACCAAGAAGGUUGCGGAGUACAACAAGGUCGCAGUCCAGUCCAUCAAGGCAAUGCCUGACAAUCAGGUGCCACAGAUCUGGGGAGAGUCGGUGACGCAGUUCAAAAACACUCUUCCCAUUGUUGUGGCGCUGAGAAACAAGGCGUUGAAGCCACGGCAUUGGGAGAUGAUCACCUCCAUGAUUGGCCAGGAGCUCGAGCUGGAGGAUGAGGAGUUCACGCUUGGCGGUUUGCUAGCAAUGGGCGUCGAUCAGCACAUGGAAGCAAUUCUUGAUGUGUCUGGCAAGGCGACCGCCGAACAAGGACUGGAGGAGAUGCUGGACAAGGUGAAGAAGACAUGGGACGACUUGGAGCUGGUCAUCAAUCCCUACAAGGAUAGCAAGGAUGUCUUUGUACUGGGUUCCGUGGAAGAGAUCACCGUGGCUCUGGAAGACUCUCUGGUCACCAUCUCCACCAUCGCCGGCAGCCGCUACGUUGGCCCCAUCCGUGGAGAGGUGGAGCAGUGGCAGAAAGACCUCCUCCUGUUCCAGGAGACGUUGGACGAGUGGCUGAACGUACAGAGGAAUUGGAUGUACCUUGAGUCCAUCUUCAAUGCUGGAGACAUCAAGAAACAGCUGCCUGCAGAGUCGGCCAAGUUUCAAGAAAUUGAUGGGCAGUGGCGGGCAAUCAUGAAGGAGACCUACGAAUAUGCUGUGGCCCUCAAGGCCGCUACCAAGCCUGGACGUCUGGACCUCUUCAAGAAAGCGAGCGAGACCUUGGACCAGAUUCAGAAGCAGCUGGAGGACUACCUGCUUUCCAAGUGCGUGGCCUUUCCGCGCUUCUUCUUCUUGUCCAACGAUGAGCUGCUCGAGAUCCUUUCUCAGGCGAAGCGUCCGCAGGCUGUGCAGCCGCAUUUGAGGAAGUGCUUCGACAACCUAGUCAAGCUGAGGUUUGGGGAUGGCUCCAACUCCACGGACAUCCACGCCAUGAUUUCAGGAGAAGGUGAAGAGAUUCCCUUCUUCAAGAUGCUCAAGGCCAGAAACGGCGUGGAAAAGUGGUUGAGCGCAGAGGGCGGCGUCGAGGAAUAUAUGGUAAAGACCUGCAGAGCGGAAGUCAAGAAAGGUUGGGAGACCUAUGCGCUGGAGUCUGACCGCAAGGAAUGGGUUCGGAAGCAGUACUGCCAGGUCAUGAUCACUGUGGGUUCCAUCUACUGGACCCUGGAAACAGAAGAGAUCCUGAAUUCUACAGAAGGCAACAAGGUCAUCAUGAUGGGCAAGUGGUUUCAGAAGAACAAGUCGCAGCUGGGUGGUCUUACUGAACUGAUUCGUGACAAGCUCGACAAGCUGCAGCGUAAGGGUGUCGUUGCCCUUGUCACACAGGAUGUGCACAAUCGUGACAUCAUCCAGGAUCUUUUCGAUAGCAAGAUUACCAGCUUCCAGAACUUCAAGUGGCAACAACAGCUCCGGUACUAUUGGGACCCAGAGCUGGAUGGUGGCCAUGGUGAUUGCUGCAUUCGCCAGGUGGAUGCCUUCAUCAUGUAUGGCCAUGAGUACAUGGGCGCACUCUCACGCUUGGUCAUCACGCCUCUGACGGACAGAUGUUGGAUGACCAUCACCGGCGCCCUGCACAUCAAGCUGGGUGCCGCUCCGGCUGGCCCUGCCGGUACAGGGAAGACAGAGUCCACCAAGGAUCUGGCAAAAGGUCUGGCUCGACAAUGCGUUGUCUUCAACUGUUCGGACCAGAUCAACUACCAGAUGAUGGGCAAGCUGUACAGUGGUGUGGUUAGUGCUGGCGCCUGGACCUGCCUGGACGAGUUCAAUCGUAUCUCCAUCGAAGUGCUGUCGGUGGUGGCCCAGCAGGUGCUGGAGAUUCGCCAGGCUCUGCUGCAGGAUCUGACGGACUUUGUCUUCGAGUCGCGGCAACUCAAGGUGAAGAACACCUGCGGCAUCUUCAUUACGAUGAAUCCGGGUUAUGCUGGACGAACUGAGCUGCCAGAUAACCUGAAGGUGCUGUUCCGCCCGGUUGCCAUGAUGGUGCCGGACUACACCUUGAUUGCUGAGAUCAUGCUUUAUGCCGAAGGCUUCGGUGCUGCCAAAGUGCUCAGCGGCAAGUUUACCAACCUCUACAAGCUUUCUUCUGAGCAGCUGUCCAAGCAGGACCACUACGACUUCGGCAUGCGAGCUGUGAAGUCGGUCCUUGUGAUGGCUGGCAGCUUGAAGCGAGCGGAUCCAGAAGAGGAUGAGAACAUCCUGCUGAUCCGUGCAAUGCGUGACUCCAACGUGCCGAAGUUCCUGUCGGAUGACCUGCCACUCUUCUUUGCCAUCGUCAAUGACUUGUUCCCGGGCAUUGAAGUUCCGUACUACGACUACGGUGCCCUGCAGGUGGAGAUCGAACGGGGCCUGCAGAAACAGAGUUUGCAGGCCUUGCCUGUCACCAUCCCCAGCUUGCACUAG